UUUUCCAAUCAUUGCCCAUCUCUUCUCUUGUCCUCCCCCCCCCCACCUUCCCCAUUUCAUCCGCUCCCUCCCUUUCUCGCUUUCAUCGUCUCCCUCGCUGACGGACCAUAACAUCUGACUGUCCUCUGGCUGUCUCAGUCGGAACCACGCCUUCAAUAAGAUGUUCAACUCGAAAUCUAGCUCCGUCUCCCCGUCUCCUUCCAUGGAUCCAGCAGAAGCAGACAAUUUUGAUAUCAGAACUAAGGUGCAGCUGCAAGGGGUGCUUUGGAAAAGACCAUUCGGGAGACAAUCGGCAAAGUGGUCCAGAAGGUUUUUCAUAAUAAAGGACAGCUUUUUGCUUUACUAUGCUGAGAGCGAAAGGAGAAACUUUGAAAGCAACAGAUACUUUAACAUACACCCCAAGGGUGUAAUACCUCUAAGUGGAUGCAGGGUUGAUGCCAAGGAAGAGUCAAAUAUGCCGUACGCAAUUAAGAUUUCCCAUGAGGACUUUCAUGGAAACAUCCUUCUGGCAGCAGAAUCUGAGCUGGAACAGGCUCAAUGGCUGGAAAUGCUGCAGGAGUCUGGGAAGGUGACUUGGCAGAAUGCUCAGCUUGGGGAAGCCAUCAUUGGAAGUUUAGAAGCUCAAGGUCUGCAACUUGCUAAGGAGAGACAGGACUAUUUCGAUAAGCUAAUGGAGGAGACAGAGGAACUGUGCUCACAACGUGAACAGAAAGAGGAGCUGGAGAAGGUAAACCAGGUUCUGGAGUCUGAGAAGAGUCGAUUCGAGGACUUGGUGCACGAGCUGAGACUGGAACAGGAACAGAUCAAGCAGGAACUAGAACUUACUAUUCACUGUCUGAAAGGAGUAGGGGAAGAGAAGCAAGAACUCUGCAGCCUGACACAGCAUCUUCAGAGAACAAUGGAGGAGCUGUCUAUUGAGAAGCAGAGGACUUUGGCAAUAAUGGAAACUGGUCAGAAUCACCUACAGGUGUCCACUAUCGAGGCUCCCAAGCAGGGUCUUCAUGACAACCUACAGCAUAUCGAGUGCAAGCUUCAGACGUUACUGCAAGAGAAGCUGCAGGCCGAAAGCAGGAUCAAGGAAAAUGAGGAAAGAUUCCGCAUAUUGCAAGAGGAGCGAGCAUUCUACAUUUCAGAGUCCCAGGCGUUACAGCACUCCUUGGCGGAACUAACUGCAGAGAAAGAACAAACAGAAAGAGAGCUUAAGGUGCAGAUGAAGAUUCAGUUGGACCUUGAACAAAGAUUAAGAGAAGCAGAGGAGGCUCUUAAGAGGCUGGAAAUGGGGCUGGACUCGGCCGUGAUGAAUCGGGAUAAGGAAGAGAAGAUGAGGGCCGAUGUCAGUCACUUGAAGAAGUUCUUUGAAGAAUGCAUCAGGAAUUCCGAGAUCGAAGCGAUGAAACCCGCGAUUAUGAAAAACUCGGUGUAUCUGCCGAAAUCCGCUGCCAGGCGCAUCAAGAGCUGCCGCUUCAACCACCAGAGCCCCGGCUUGGCGAGAUUGAAGCACUCUCACUCCUUCUUGAUGUCGCAGGCCGAGCCAGGCAGCAUCCAGAACAUUAAAGAAGCUGCCAGGAAUCUGAGUAGAGACCAACAAUUCCGAGAAAAGCUCUACCAAAUCAUCACGAAACAGGAAGCCUCCCAGGGGGCUGGAAAGUGA
Messenger RNA from Spea bombifrons (plains spadefoot toad), 1651 nucleotides. RefSeq names its product pleckstrin homology and coiled-coil domain containing D1 (gene PLEKHD1). NCBI's taxonomy places the organism in Eukaryota, Metazoa, Chordata, Amphibia, Anura, Pelobatidae. Bases 161 to 1651 code for a protein of 496 amino acids. The transcript is spliced from 13 exons. The record is from RefSeq and is a predicted model, not a curated record.